Hymenoscyphus albidus is the source of this 2490-nucleotide messenger RNA. The record is from the annotation of a GenBank genome assembly. Lineage: Eukaryota; Fungi; Ascomycota; Leotiomycetes; Helotiales; Helotiaceae.
GUUUCUGAAAGAAAUCUUUUCUCGAAUGAUUUCCUCGAGCAUUUCAUUCUGUUUAGUAGUUGUAUGAGUAUCGAAGUUUCUGGUCAAUCUUCGUUCUGCUGUUCUGCGUGAGGAGACAUGGAAAUAGAAGAUUCUCGAAGCUUCUCCCCUCAGUGCAGCCGCAGUUGAACCCCGCUCCCCGCCAAACGUCACCGCCUCCAAAAACCUGUCUAGAAGUACGACUGAAAGAAUUGAGAGCUCAAACCUUGAACCUUCCAUUUCCUCGAACACCUUCAAUUGCCAGCUACGAGUCCCAUACAAAUACUUGUACCAAACCUUUCCACUGCAAAAAUUAUACCCGCAUGGUAAAGAAGCUUCAUUCAUUGGACAAUUGAACAGAACAAAGACAUUGUCCUGGUUUUCUUCCGCAAGCAACUAUACUAUCCUACCGACAGCUGAUCGCAGGAGGCGUGAUUGGACUACACCUGUGAACAUUCCCAACUUACCUCGCCUGGACUUGCAAUAAAGCCUUCCACAGCCUUCGACAAAUUCACCUGCGAGAUUACCUCGACUACAAAUACCUUGAGUGGAAAAGGCUAUUGCCACUGACAAAAUUAUACACUCGCUGUGACGACAGUGUAACAUCACAGUAUACCACGACCGACUGGUGGAUCACAACAUAUACAACAACUGUCCGAUCUACCACACAACACGACCGACCGAUAACCACCACACACACAGAGCACCCCUCAACUCCUACAAACAAUCACUAUCAUGGUGAAAGAAACCAAACUCUACGAUGUCCUAGGCAUCAAGCCUGAUGUCGCUCAUGAGGGCAUCAAAAAAGCCUACCAGUAAGCUGAACCGAUCUUGCCCUUCAUCUCAUUUUUCCCAUCCCCUCUCCGACCUAUUCAACACAGUGCCUUUACUGACGCGCCGAUCUAGCAAAAUGGCCCUGAAAUACCACCCUGACAAGAACAAAAAUAAGCCCGACUCCGCCGACAAAUUCAAAGAAGUAUCCCAAGCCUACGAAAUCCUCUCCGACCCCUCCAAGCGCAAAAUCUACGAUCUCUACGGUCUGGAAUACCUGCUCCGCGGCCAUGCAGAGCCCGAUCCCAGUUCGGGUGGUGGUAACCCUUACGCAGGACAAGCUGGUGCUGGUGGUAUGCCAGGCGGCUUUGAGGGUUUUGGUGGAAUGCCAGGUGGUGGUGUGCCAGGUGGAGGACAAAGUUUCCAUUUCUCGACUGAUGGUUCGGGUGGGGGGUUCAGCUUCAGUAAUCCAGAAAGUAUCUUCUCUGAAUUCUUACGAGGACAAGCAGGGGUGGGGGGUGGUGGAGGAUUUGAGGAUUUGUUUGAGCAGAUGCCUAAGUCCAGAGGUGGUGGACGAUCAAGAGCCCAACAAUUCGGUGCGGCUGAGGCGGCCUCCAGACAUCGUGCUGCGACUCCUGAUGUAUCGACUGUGGAAAGAAACUUACCAUUGACGUUGGAGGAGCUGUUUAAGGGUGUCCAUAAGAAGAUGAAGAUUAAGCGAAAGGCGUUUGACGAUCUGACGGGCAAGAGGACGGUGCAGGAUAAGAUUCUUGAGAUGGAUAUCAAGCCUGGAUUGAAGAAGGGUAGCAAGAUCAAGUUCAAGGGUGUAGGAGACCAAGAAGAAGGUGGACAACAAGAUCUUCAUUUCAUCGUUGAAGAGGUAAGCUCCUCCCCGCUCCCCUCUCCCCUCUUUUUUAUAGCUCCCUACUAACAUAAUUAGAAAAAACACCCACUCUACACCCGCAACGGCGACGACCUCCACCAAACCAUUGAUCUCGACCUGAAAGAAGCCCUGACUGGUUGGAAACGCACAGUAACCACCAUUGACGGCAAACAAAUCCAAAUUGAGAAAGCUGGUCCCACACAACCUGGUUCCAAAGACAACUAUCCUGGUUGGGGCAUGCCAAUUUCCAAGAACCCAGGUCAGAGAGGGGAGUUCAUUAUCAAUUAUAAUGUCAAAUUUCCUGCUACUCUUACGUUUGAGCAGAAGAGAAAGUUGAAGGAGAUCUUGUGAUGGGGAGGGGUGAGGUGGCAUGGGGGCUGGGCUGCGAUUAUGAGGUAUUAUGGUAGUGGGGAGGGUAGUGUGAAAGAAUAUGGGGAGAGAGAUGUGGAUUUGGAUGGAAAUGGAGGGUAAAAUAGGACUUCUGAUUUCCAGAGGGGAGGGGAGGGGUUGAUAAUUGGUACCAUCACUUUCCCUUUUCGUCCAGUGGGAGACGGGGCGAAGGGGAAGGUGGAGGAACGAUCCAGAUGGUUCUUUGGCAUGCAUGCAUUUUUUGUUUGAUCUGUUUGGUUUUUGAGCAGAGCAAGCUACAGAAAUCCCAGGCGUUACAUGGGCGUUUUUGAGUGUGGGUGGAGCGAAAGGGAUGGAUGGAUAUGGGGUUUACGAACUACCUACUAGGUUUUACUAGCUUCUUUGUUGUAUCGUUUUUUGAUGAAUGAUAAAUAUGAUGAGAUGAAAUGAAAUGGAGAUUUCUAUAUCCC